AUCUUGUCGUUGUACUCCAAUGUCCUCGUCGUGCCAAGGCCUCCUGGCCGCUCUCAAAGAUUGCUUGAUGCACUCUGACUGUGUCGUCAAAGAAGGGAAACUCCCCUCUGAAUGCCUGAAGGAGCAUCCGGAUGAGCUGCCAGAGGCGUGCCAGUCGCUGCGCAAGGCGACGUUUGAAUGUAAACGAGGAAUGGUGGGUAUAGUGUAUGAUAUUAUUCCAUUGAUGUUACUGAAUACAAUGCAGCUGGAUAUGCGGAAGAGAUUUCGAGGGAACAUUGCUGGCUCGCAGUUCACAU
Guyanagaster necrorhizus is the source of this 296-nucleotide messenger RNA. RefSeq lists its product as uncharacterized. The record is from RefSeq and is a predicted model, not a curated record. The annotation marks the transcript as partial. Gene Ontology annotation, cellular component: mitochondrion. The transcript has a single exon. Gene Ontology annotation, biological process: mitochondrial respiratory chain complex IV assembly. Lineage: Eukaryota; Fungi; Basidiomycota; Agaricomycetes; Agaricales; Physalacriaceae.